AGUGAGUCAAGAAAAUUUCGAGAUCGGAAGAAGCGACGUGUGUGUUAAUAUAAACAACCCACUCCAACUUCGACUCCAACCAAAUGCUGCGAACCGUUUCUUAACUUCUCCUUCAUAAAAUACCGCCAAGUUGUCUAGGCUAUUACUUAGAGCACUCCGGGUGCACAGGCCUCCAUACAGACCAAUUCUUUACUUCAAUCGUGCCACAAUGGCUACCAACAGUGGUCGUGGUAACCCCAUCAACGCGUCCGAAGGUCCAAGUAAGGUUGGCGAAGGCGCACCACCCCCAGUCUCUGCCGAUGUCAAGGGUGCUGUGAAAGAAGCUGCGGGACAGUCUGAUGGUCCUGGUGUGCAUGCCCAAGGCCAAGAUGCAGGUGCAGCACCAGCUGGUGCCAAGAUCAAGACGGAAAAGGAAUUAGAGAAGGAACGUAAAAAGGCUGAGAAAGCGGCCAAGUUUGAACAGAAGCAGGCCAGAGCUGCUGCACAUGCCCCUAAGAACAAGGAGAAGAAGACCAAGGCUCAGAAAGCCGAAGAAGAGGCCCUCCCCCCUUAUGUCGAAGAGACUCCCCUCGGCGAGAAGAAACGACUUCGAUCCCUCGACGACCCUCAGCUCAAAGCUUAUAACCCGAUCGCUGUUGAGAGUGCCUGGUACGAGUGGUGGGAGAAGUCAGGCUUCUUCAAGCCCGAAUUCACCCCUGAUGGCAAGGUGAAAGAGGAGGGAUCCUUCGUGAUCGUCAUACCACCCCCCAACGUGACAGGAGCCCUACAUAUGGGUCACGCUUUGGGUAAUUCUCUUCAGGAUGUCAUGAUCAGAUGGAACCGUAUGCAUGGCAAGACAACCUUAUGGCUACCUGGCUGUGAUCAUGCUGGUAUUAGCACCCAAAGCGUUGUCGAAAACAUGUUAUGGAGACGACAGGGUAAGACUCGACACGACCUUGGCCGUAAGAAGUUCGUAGAGACCGUUUGGGAAUGGAAAGAGGACUACCACAAGCGAAUCAACAAUGCACAACGUAAGAUGGGCGGCUCUACUGAUUGGAGCAGAGAGGCCUUCACAAUGGAUAAGAACCUGAGUGCGGCCGUAACGGAAACGUUCGUCAAGCUCCACGAGGAAGGGACCAUUUAUCGUGCGAAUCGCCUCGUUAACUGGUGCACGAAGCUCAACACGGCGCUUUCCAACCUAGAAGUCAUCAACAAGGAGUUGACCGGCAGAACGCUUCUUGACGUGCCCGGAUACGAUAAGAAGGUUGAAUUCGGAAUUAUCGUCCACUUCAAAUACCCCAUCGAGGGUACUGAUGAGACUAUUGAGGUGGCUACUACACGUCCUGAGACGAUGCUGGGUGAUACUGGCAUUGCCGUCCAUCCCAAGGACGAGCGAUACAAGCACCUUGUUGGCAAGAAUGCCAUUCACCCUUUCAUUCCUGGUCGCUUGCUGCCUAUUGUAGCAGAUGACUACGUUGACUUAGAAUUUGGUACCGGUGCUGUAAAGAUUACCCCAGCUCACGAUCCCAAUGAUUUUGCCCUAGGCCAGAGACAUAAGUUGGAGUUCAUCAACAUCUUAACAGAUGACGGUUUCAUGAACGAAAAUGCCGGUCCGUACAAGGGCCAGAAGCGAUUCGAUGUAAGGUAUUCUAUUCAGACUGAUCUCAAGGAGCGUGGACUAUAUGUGGAUAAGAAGGACAAUCCGAUGAAGGUCCCUCUUUGCGAGAAGUCGAAGGAUAUCAUCGAGCCCAUUAUGAAACCCCAGUGGUGGAUGAGAAUGAAGGAUCUAGCCGCCGAGGCGAUUAAGGUAGUCAAGAAUGGUGAUAUCAAGAUCAAGCCGGAGACAGCUGAAAAGAGCUACUACAGGUGGAUGGAAGAUAUUAAUGAUUGGUGUCUUUCGCGUCAACUCUGGUGGGGUCACCAAUGUCCUGUCUACUUCGCUAAGGUCGAGGGUGAGGCAGGCGAUCGGUCAGACGACAAGCAGUGGUUCUCCGGCCGAACCGAGGAAGAAGCCCGAGCAAAGGCUGAAAAAGCUUUGCCGGGCAAGAAGUUCACGUUGGAGCGCGACGAAGAUGUUUUAGAUACAUGGUUUUCUUCCGGAUUAUGGCCCUUCUCAACUCUUGGAUGGCCCAACAAGACCCAUGAUUUACAGACACUUUACCCGACUAGCAUCCUUGAAACAGGAUGGGACAUCUUGUUCUUCUGGAUUGCUAGAAUGAUUAUGCUCGGCCUGAAGAUGGUUGGAGAAAUUCCGUUCCGCGAGGUUUACUGUCACUCCCUUGUGCGAGAUUCGGAAGGAAGAAAGAUGUCUAAAUCUUUAGGUAAUGUCAUCGACCCCCUCGAUGUCAUUAGUGGAAUUCCCCUAGAACAGCUUCACGAGAAAUUAGCUCUCGGAAACCUGCAUCCCAGCGAAGUCGAGAAGGCCACGAAAUACCAAAAAACAGCUUUCCCAGAUGGCAUUCCUCAAUGUGGAGCCGAUGCUCUUCGGUUCUGCAUGAUCAACUACACCACUGGUGGAGGAGAUAUCAAUUUCGAUAUCAAAGUCAUGCACGGCUACCGAAAAUUCUGCAACAAAAUUUACCAGGCCACGAAAUUCGUGCUUGGUAAAUUAGACCAAGAUUUUGUUCCUCAGAAGACCGGAAAACUGACCGGAAAGGAAUCCCUUGCUGAAAAGUGGAUUCUCCAUAAAAUGAACAUAGCCGCUAAGGAGAUCAACGAGUCCAUCGCGGACCGAGAGUUUAACAAGUCAACGUUGACUGUCUAUCAAUACUGGUACAACCAUCUUUGCGACGUGUACAUAGAAAACUCGAAGGCCCUCAUCCAGGACGGCUCAGAAGAUGAGAAGCGCUCGGCUGUCGAUACUCUAUAUACAGCACUUGACAAUGCGUUAAGAUUAAUCCACCCGUUCAUGCCUUUCCUUACAGAAGAAUUGUGGCAGCGUCUUCCGCGUCGACCUGGCGACGAAACCCCGUCGAUCAUGCUCGCACGGUACCCCACUUUCGACCCAGAGUUGGACAACCCCGUAGCUGAGGCUGCUUACGAACUUGUCCAGGGCUGCUCUAAAGGUAUUCGGUCUUUGAUGGCUGAAUAUACUUUGAAGGACGAAGUCAAAGUCUUCAUCCAAACCUACGAUGAGACGGCACACGAAACCGCUGUCGAGCAGGUGCAGUCCAUCAAGUCGCUAGGCGGCAAGGCCGUUACAGACAUCGAGGUGAUCCCAGGCUCACAAGCCCGACCGGCGGGAUGCGUAGCAUUCCCAGUAUCGAGCUCCGCAGCAGUAUUCCUACACGUCAAGGGCCGCGUAGACAUCGACGACGAAAUCUCCAAGGCCAACAAGAAACUCGAAAAGACACGCCUCGCCAUCGCGAAGCAGUCGAAACUCCUCUCUGACCCGGGAUACCAGCAGAAGGUCUCGGCCGACAUCCAGGAGGUCGAAAAGAAGAGGCUUGCUGACUUCGAGUCUGAGGCCAAGGGCUUCGAGGGCACGAUUAAGCAGUUUGAGGCUCUGAAGUUGGAGUAGGCGUUCGCCUGGGAUAGGUUGAAGCUUUUCGAGGUUGAGUGAUGAGUCUGAUAUAGACCGAGGAGCAGACGAGCACCUACCUAAGGCACUAUAACUACCUAGGUAACUGACUUUCUUAGGUAGCUGUAGGUAGACGAAAGAAGAUUCCCAUAUUAAGAUAAGGCUUUAAUGAAUUAGCUUUUUUCAAAGUGAUAUGUAUAUAGGCUAGUUGGUGCAAG
This is a messenger RNA of Annulohypoxylon maeteangense, 3717 nucleotides long. Its product is annotated as tRNA synthetases class I-domain-containing protein. The transcript is spliced from 2 exons. Lineage: Eukaryota; Fungi; Ascomycota; Sordariomycetes; Xylariales; Hypoxylaceae. Gene Ontology annotation, molecular function: aminoacyl-tRNA deacylase activity; ATP binding; valine-tRNA ligase activity. Gene Ontology annotation, biological process: valyl-tRNA aminoacylation. The record is from RefSeq and is a predicted model, not a curated record. Gene Ontology annotation, cellular component: cytosol; cytoplasm. Bases 209 to 3499 code for a protein of 1096 amino acids.